Esox lucius (northern pike) is the source of this 4105-nucleotide messenger RNA. RefSeq names its product pre-B-cell leukemia homeobox interacting protein 1b (gene pbxip1b). The record is from RefSeq and is a predicted model, not a curated record. The transcript is spliced from 11 exons. Lineage: Eukaryota; Metazoa; Chordata; Actinopteri; Esociformes; Esocidae. Bases 174 to 2843 code for a protein of 889 amino acids.
AAACCGUUGGACAAGAGAGCGUACUUGACAGAAGUUUAAGAGCGUGCAUAAUAACCUAAGUGUAGGGAGGACUGUUUUCAAGUUCAGAAGUUGGAUGAAAAAUAUUUGACACACUUGCCGUUCAUAAGGAAAGCAACUCGUUCCGAGGUGCAGUACACAGCCACUAGGGGGUGAUGUCGGACAGCAGUGGUGCUGCCAACACCAACAGCUGGACUGUCCUCCCACCUGAGGUAAACUUUCCUCCCACCUGUGAGACCGUUGCUGAGACACUGAGGCCUGUAAAGGGAAUAAAGCACCAUGAAGACAAUUCUGCUACAGAGGAACCUGCAGAGAGCAGGCCCUGUGAGGAUGCAUUCUCAGCUCAACACUCUCCUGUGAAGCAACAGCAGGCAUCCUGGGAAAAAGAACCAGAGAAAGGCGGGGGUAACGCUGACCUGCCCCCUGGUUCCAGCCCUGCCACUGAUGAUUCCCAGAGCUCCCUGUUAGAUGUUCCCUCCCUUUCAGGCGCCCACCCAGAAACACACGGCCAAUCCAGUGGCUUCCCUAAGAGUCAGGCUCCCCCGUCCCCUGGCCCCGAUUCAUUCUCUGACUCCUACUCACAUAUUAGCUCCACCCCAGACCUUGAGGAGCAUCCUGCCUCACAACUCACCACUGCGCUACAGGAAGAGGUGGGGCUUGUCCAGGAAGAGGAGGGGCAUACACAGGAUGUACAUUGUGACAAAGGGCUUGGGCAGGGAGUGGAGGAGGCUGAUAUAGAGGUCAAAAAGUCAACAGACUCCCGUCUGGAUGCAGAGGCGGUGGGGGAGGUGGAGGGAGUGUCAGGGUUGAGGAGGAGAAGGGGGUCUCUCCUAGCGGCUGUUGAGCAAAUUGGCAGGGAAGAAGAGGAGGAGGAGGAGGAUGAGGAAGAGGAAGAGUUUAGGAUUCCACAGCCGAGGGAGGUAGAAAACAUGGGCUUUUCUCUAAACAAGUGCAUCCUGGGAGCUGUCAUGUUGCUGGGCCUCGGAACCAUCUUCUUCUCAGGUGUCUUCAUGGACCUGAACGACGAGGGGGACCAUGAUGCCAGGGAGCUGAGAGAUACAGAGGGGCUGGGAAAACAGGAAUGGCUGAAUCCUGAGGUUCCUCCACCUCCUGUAGAUGCUGGCAGUACAGACCAUCUUAAUAAACUGGCUAAAGAAGACCCACAGAUAGCUAUACUGCAAGCCCAACUUCUGGCACAGAAAGAGGAGCUAAAAGUAGCCCAGAAGCAUGCAGAGGAGGAAGCAAAGGAGCGAAAUAAGAGAGAGGAGAUAGAGAAGGAGCACAGUAGGCUGAAGAACGAGAUGGCAUCACUCCCCCUCCUUCAGAAAGAGAAUGAGAAGAUGAAAAAAGAACUGGAGUCUGUUGCUGUCUUACAAAAAGAAGUGGAGACCCUCCGAUCCACCAUGGCUGAGUUAUCACACAUCACAGUCAAGGAAGAAACUCCUCCAACAGUUUCUGCGUCUGUAUCACCCACCUCUGACCAAGCAGGGGAUAACAGCCGGAGUAAGGCGUAUACAAUAGAGAGGGAAGCCAAGAGAUCAGGCACCGCAGAGAAGAGAGGGAAACAUUGGAAGACUGAGAAAACCGAGCAGGGCAAAGACUGGAAUAAGGAUGAGAAAAUGGAAUGGACUGAGGGAGGGAAGAAGGAUUGGAAGGUGGAAAAUGAGUGGAAGAAGGGAAAAUACAACCUGGAAAAAGAAGGCAAAGAAAGGAAGGUAAAAGAACGAAAAAAUGAGUGGAAAAAAAUGGAUAAGAAUGGAGAGGGGAAGGAAGAUCAAUUUGGCAGAUCAGGUGAGGCCAAGCCAGGGAAGGUCACAGAGUUUAAGGAGAAAACUGAGAGAAAACCCUGGAUGGUGGAGAAUGAUUGGGAAAAGGGAAAACCUAAAAGAUGGAGUAAUGGAAAGGAAUGGGAGGGAAAAGAGAGAGAGAGCAAAAAUGGAAGGUGGAUUAAGGAUAAAGAGGAAGGGAAGGGAGAAGAGCAGAAAAAUCUAAAAGAUGACAAGUGGAAUAAGAGAAAAGAGGAGUGGAAGGGAAAAGUGGAGAAAAAUCUAAAGAAUGAAGGUAGGAAUAAGAGAAGUCAAGAGUGGAAGGAAAAAGAGACGGAUCUUAAGAAAGAUCGGGGGAAUAAGGAAAAACAGGAGCGGAAGGCAGAAAAGGAAUGGAAGAAAGGUAAGGAUGACAAAGACGGUGGCAAAGAAUGGAAGAAAAAGGAAUGGAAAGGAGAGAGAGCCUGGAAAAAGAGUGAGCGGAAUGAGGGGUGGAACGCUGGGGACGGGAAGAAGGGCACAUUGAAUGAGAAAUAUGAGAAGGAGCACCGACAACACUCCCCAGAAGGGCAGAAAGAAAGGUGGAGAAGAGAGAAGGGCCCCUCCCAAAGCCAUCGUCCACCCCCACUGGAGCACCCGGAGUACUGGAGCCACCAGAGGAAGCGACUGCACCACCAACUCAACCCUGCAACCCACUGCAACUCCGUGGACGUCUGUGCCCAGGCGGAGGGGCUGCAACCUGUCACCAUGCCGGAGUUCCAGGAGCUUCUCCUUGAUUUCCUGGCCAAGGCAGAGGGGCAUGGGGUUGAGCCCGCCAAGACCGAGGAGCUCAGCAAGCUAAUGGCAGAGUUCUUCAGAGACGGAGUGUUCAUUCAUGACCAGUUGAGCUUUAGGGACUUUGUGGAGGAUGUGGACGACAUCUUGGAGGAUAUGGUGGGAGAGGACAACGAGGAGCUCGAGGAGGCAAUGGAUGGCUUUGAGGAGGAGGCGUUGAGCAAGUUUGCAAUGCCAGGAGGGGGAGGGAGGGUGAAGGUGACGAGCGGCAGAGGACAAGCAUGAUGGCAUGGGAGGGGAGGAAAUGAUGGACGGAGAAGGUCAGGGGUAUGAAAGGGGGAGCAAUAAAUUAGGAUGAAAACACUCAUAUGCAUGUGCAAACAAAUCCAAAUUGUUCACUCUUGUCUACUUAUGUCUUAAAUAUUAAUCAAUAGAUAAUCUGUUUUCUCAAGGCCGUUAUUGGCAACAGCAAUGAACACGUCGUUUUAUUUCAACAGUUUGGAUAUAUUACACAGACAAACAGACAGACAGACAGGCUGUAGAACAAAUUGGUGAAGUUGCUGAUGGGGCUAAAGGGAUGUUAUGAGGUCAGAGGGUGGUAUUGGGGAAACGCUGUGUACCUAGCAGUAGCUUGUCUGUCAGUGACCAAUCCUAAAUCAAAUCCGUAGUCUCUUACAGUAACCAAGCACAUAGAAACCCAUACCACCCAGAGCCACUAGCCUAAAAUAUCCAUGUUACACUUGAGUUUAUUUCAUAAUGAGGAGUGGAUUUUUUUCAGCUGCUGUAGAUGACACAAGUCUUUUCACUGGCAGCUUGAGGCAUUGUUAGUUUUCAUAGAUGUCCGACUUCUGUUAAUUUUUGUUAACUUAAUUAUAUUAUAAAUCUUUUUGUCUGAGUAUUUUUUUGAUGAGUAUAUUGGUAGAGUACAACUGGUGAGAAGUGAAUGUAGUUAUAUUAAUACAGGUCUUUAUUUCAGUUCAGUGAUCAACGCACUGUAAGAGGGGCACUAACACGUAUUGUACAUUUACAUAUUAAAAAUCAAGGUUUUUAGAAAUGUUAUAAGGUCCCUUUUGGAUGAAGAUGAAAUGGAACUGAUAUCAUGAUGCAAUAUGUUCAUAUUUAAGUGUUUGUUUCAGGAAAGGAAUGUAGAUUUAAUGAUUAGACAGCUAGUAUAGGACUGUACAUAUGUUCUGUCUAAUGUUAUGAUUAGACGGUAUACAUGUACAGCCCUACCUUGUGCUUUGCAAAAUGGUCACUAGAAUUUAAGUCACACAAGACAUUUUCUUAAUUUCUUAAAUUAAAUAUGAAUUUUUACCAUAACAUCUUAUUAAAUAGCAGUUAAAAACCAGAGGACGCAGGACUUUAAUUCUUACAUUAGAACUGUAAAACCGGAUGAUUGAGAAGCACAUCUCCACUUAUUAAAAUUACUUGAAUGAAUAUUCCAGCUGAAUCCCAUUUUUGCUUAUGCCAGUAACUGUAGCAUGUAUGCCUGAAAUUUGCCAAUGUUCUUGUAUUGAAAGCAAUAUAAUAAAUUACACUCCUGAAGA